AUGGAUGAAGAACAAUGGCGGCAAAUGGAGUUCCCUGAGGCAGAAGCUCUAGUUUUGUAUUUCACUGCAGAAAAUGGAUAUUGCAUUCCAACAUUUUUGGGCACAAUGAAGAAACUGAAGAUUCUGAUAAUCAAUAAUCACAGUGCACGAAGAGCCACACUCAGUGGACUGAAUAGUUUUGAAAAACUUUCUCAGCUCAAAACUCUUCAACUUGAAAGGUUACGAGUUCCGCCUCCGGAUCGCUACUUCAAUUGUCCGAAGAAUCUGGUGAAACUAUCCCUGAGUCUAUGUGAGGGCCUUGGUGACAUGGUUAGAUUAGAUAAGGAUAAUUUUUUCAACUUUCCAGGGCUUUUAGAAUUUAAUGCCGAUCACUGCAGUGAUUUGGAGGAGUUGCCAAGAGGAAUCUGUUCUUCGAAUUCCCUGAAAUUACUGCUUGUAAGAAACUGUCACCAGCUUUCGAAGUUACCUGAUGAGUUGGGAAGGCUGCGCCUGCUAGAGGUGCUAAGCUUGUGUGCGUGUGCAAGCUUGGAAGUACUGCCACAAUCUAUCCUCAAUCUUCAAAAGUUAGAAAUCCUUGACGUCUCCCACUGCGUGAAUUUGAAGGUGUUCCCUGAUAGAUUUCACGAACUAUCGAGUUUGAAGCAGCUGGACAUGGGAGAGUGCCGUAAACUGCCACAGUUUUGCGGAUCGCUUCCCCGACUCAGAUCUCUUAAUCAUGUGAUUUGCAGUGAGAAAAAUGAGCAGCAGUUGAAGCGUUUACGCAAUGUCAGUUUUAAUGUGGAAGUCGUUGAAGAACAAUUCGGUUUAGACUGGCUUUACGAUAGGUAA
Messenger RNA from Cryptomeria japonica (Japanese cedar), 828 nucleotides. Its product is annotated as probable disease resistance protein At4g33300. The record is from RefSeq and is a predicted model, not a curated record. The transcript has a single exon. Bases 1 to 828 code for a protein of 275 amino acids. Gene Ontology annotation, biological process: defense response to fungus. Lineage: Eukaryota; Viridiplantae; Streptophyta; Pinopsida; Cupressales; Cupressaceae.